Rhopilema esculentum is the source of this 3363-nucleotide messenger RNA. RefSeq names its product choline transporter-like protein 4. Gene Ontology annotation, cellular component: membrane. NCBI's taxonomy places the organism in Eukaryota, Metazoa, Cnidaria, Scyphozoa, Rhizostomeae, Rhizostomatidae. Gene Ontology annotation, molecular function: transmembrane transporter activity. The record is from RefSeq and is a predicted model, not a curated record. Gene Ontology annotation, biological process: transmembrane transport.
UCUGUAGGCUUGUCUGCCUAUGCACCUUUAUCGUGUCAUGCUUCAAGAGCGACCUUGCAAAACCAACUCGAUAUCAUGAACCAGCAGCUACGUGUUUUUUUAUAAAAUCAAUUAUUGAUUAAAAUGUAUCUGAUAGAACUUUUUCCAGCGACUUUCAUGAGUUUUUCAUUGAAUAUAAGUAGCAUCUGAAACAACACUAGUAAUAUGACAUUUUGCUUCAGAUACUCCGCCUAUGAUUUGUGUUACCGCCCCUUUGUGAUUUCACGAAUAAUUUUCUGGCCUGAGAAUUUGCUAUUGUUAUGGAGAAUCGUGUAAAGGCCUUUAUUUUCGUUUCAUUCGACUUACAACAAUGAACAUCAAGUUUGAUUGUUAUUUCAAAAGAAGCACUGUUUGACACCUUUUGUCGUUUGUAAUGCACAAAACGAGUGGAAUCUUUGAAGUGAGUAAGGUCGUUGCAAAGGCGGUAAAUAAAGUUCGGGUAUUUCAACAAGAUUAGUCCAGGUUAUGGCAAACACUUCUGAAGAGGCGGAUGGUGAGACGUCUAAGCUGCAAGACGGGGAGAAAAAAAAUCUCGGAGAGAAACGGAAAUAUGACCCAAACUUUAAAGGACCAAUCAAAAACCGUGGAUGCACAGAUAUUCCUUGUUGCGUUCUUUUUGGAUUAUACAUGACUGGCAUGAUAAUUGUUGGCAUUAUUGGAUAUCUUGAAGGAAAUCCAAAACGACUGCUUUUUCCAACCAAUAGUCAAGGCAAAAUAUGCGGCUUGGAUGAGCCGUCGAAGCCGUAUCUUUACUUCUUUGAUCUUACAAGCUGCAUUACAAAGGGAACUCUUAACCCAGUCACGUAUGUCAAAAAGGGCCUAAGCUGUCCAACGCCACAGAUCUGUGUGAAAAGUUGUCCUAAUUUUAAUGCAAUCGGGGCAACUGACAGUGACAAGAUGAUCUGUACUGCAGGAACUGUCGUAAACAGUAAGACGUCUUUGCAAGACAAGCUGCAGCUGAUUAAAGAUGGCAAAUGUGCCCCUUAUUAUCUGCAAUCCAAGCCAGUAUUCUAUAGAUGCUUGCCAAAUGUUGUACGUGAUGUGAUUGACUCUUUGAAUCUCAAGGACAAGUUUAAUCAGAACGUAACUGGAAAAGAAAUAGAUGCAAGUGAAAAAGCAUUGGCAUCUUUGUUGAAUCUUCAAAAUAUUGGUAUUCAGAUCCUAGACGAGCUUCGCACAACCUAUUAUUGGAUAAUCGUAGGAUUCGUUAUCGCCAUGGUUUUGUCGUUGCUCUAUAUCGUGCUUUCAAGGUGGAUAACGUUUCCAAUGGUCAUUGUCACAGCUCUCGGCUUACUUGCUUUAUUUAUUUAUGGCAUCUACUACUGCUUUGCUAAGUAUAAGUAUCUGGUUGAUUCUGGGACAAGCAAGGAUAUUGUUUGGAAAUUUACUUUGAAUUUGGACAACUAUACGCGCUCCAAGAAUACGUGGAUGGUGCUUGGAAUUGCCCUUUUGAUCAUGUUCGUCAUACUGUUUCUGAUCAUGGCCUUCUUAUACAGCAGAGUAAAAAUUGCUUGCGGAUUGAUUGCUGAAGCCAGCAGAGCCGUUUGCUCCAUGCUGUCGGCCUUGUUCUUUCCAUUGCUGCUGUGGGUUUUUCAGCUCGCGUGGUUUGCGUGGUUUAUUGCUGUUUUAUUAUGCUUGGCAUCAAAUGGCACUAAAGAAUACCGGGUGCUUGAAGAUGACACAACGUACAACAUCACCAAUGGUACUGUUUGUGAUCCAAAGAAAUUCUCAUCUCAGUAUCCUGGGACCAAUGCAUCUUGUGUAUUUAGCAAGUACAAAGAAAACAACAUUUUGCUUCGUCUGCAAGUUUUCCAUGUUUUUGGUUGGCUAUGGGGAGCAAAUUUUCUUAUCGCCCUUGGUGAAUGCACUCUUGCUGGCGCCUUUGCAUCGUAUUACUGGGCAUGGGAAAAGCCAAAGGAUAUUCCAGCCCUUCCAGUUCUUUCAUCACUAAAUCGAGCGUUGAGCAACCAUGCCGGCUCUCUUGCAUUUGGUGCAGCAAUAAUUGCCGUUGUGCAGCUGAUAAGAGUGACAUUGGAAUACAUCGAUCGAAAGCUCAAAGAAAAUACGGACAACCCUGUGGCAAGCUUUAUAAUGAAAUGUUUGAAGUGCUGUUUCUGGUGCUUGGAAAAAUGUCUGCGGUUCUUGAACAAGAAUGCUUACAUAAUGAUUGCUAUUUAUGGCAAAGGAUUCUGUAACUCUGCUAAAGAAGUAUUCUGGCUCUUUGUAAGAAAUCCAAUUCGGCUACUGACAAUUAACGGCGUGACUGGUUUUCUGCUCUUUCUGGGCAAGCUACUUGUCACUGGUAUCAUAGGGGUUGCUAGCUUCUUCUGGUUCGAAAAAUACAACGCGAACCUGCCAGAUAAGCUGAAUUAUGCUGUUGUGCCAAUUUUGAUAUGCGUCAUUGGUGCCUAUCUUGUUACAAUCCUUUUCUUCAAUGUUUACGACAUGGGGAUCGACACAAUAUUUCUGUGUUUCCUUGAAGAUUUAGAGCGUCACGAUGGCUCUGAAGAAAAGCCAUAUUUCAUGACAAAGAGCUUGAAAAAGCUGAUGGAUGUGAAGAACAAACAACCUGCGGAGGCUUCUGCAACUUGAACAAUUCAUCAAAAACGCUUUUAUUGGAUGAGUUUAAACCACUUUGAUCAACUAUCCAGUGACACUUAAAUCUGAAUAAUUUUUGAUACAUGAAUAUUUUUUCCAGAAACUUGCACCGUUCAAGCUUUAAAUUAAUUACGUUGCACCUAGAGGAAAAGUAACACCGUUUUUCUGUUCAUCGUCUUGAAAAUAUUUUAGUUUAAGUCAAAUGAUUGCUGUUUUCAAUAACAGGAAGGAAUUAGAAGUAGGCUAGUGGUCUGCGGAAGCUUUGAAGCAAAAGCUUGGCUGGAAUUCUGCGAUCGCUACUAGGCCUUCUAGUAUUCUUACUGUCAUCGUGGAAGUUGCACUGGAACAACAUCACUUGUGUUUAACUAAUGGACAACUGAGAAGUUUGAAUCCUUUGCUUUUUAACAAGGGCUAGUUCAGGUCAUUUUGAAAUUGGCUAUCCUCGUUGCUUAAAUCGGGUUUGUUAAAAUAUCUCAUAGUGUUUGCUCCGUUCCAAACCAAACAAUGUUUUUUACGAUGAAAGUAGACAAUUUUGGUAUUCAAGUUCCCGUUUAUCAUUUUUGGCUAAUGGUUAUUUACGUUUUGAAGUAACAGUUAUUAUUUCUAAUAUUCAUGGUAUUUAUACAGUCUUUAGGCUGUGACGCUUUUUUCCCAAUUGUUUGAUUUUCCAAUGUGAUAUUUAAAUUUAGAAUAUUUGUUUGAUUGAUUUUCUAUACUUUAUUUUGA